AUGUUUCCUUUGAAGACACUGUUGGUUUUGGUGACCUUAUUGACCACCAGCUUGUUGUUGCAGACGGUAUCAUCCUCCCCUGUUUUCGCCACAUACCUUGAUCAGAAGACCAGACAGGAUAUCCUGACACUGGCCGACAGAAUAGCCAAACUGGCACAGUACGGAGGAAGGUUCUUGGGCGAAUACCAGAAGAGAAAUGGUGGAACACUGGAUGCCCUGUACAACAUGCCAGAUUUGGAAGAGGCUGGCAGGUAA
Molecule: messenger RNA, 255 nt
Organism: Candidula unifasciata
Lineage: Eukaryota; Metazoa; Mollusca; Gastropoda; Stylommatophora; Geomitridae
Source: the annotation of a GenBank genome assembly